GCAACAUGGCGGCCUGCGGAAGGUUACUGGCAUCGUGGGUGCGUCGCAGCGGCCGUCUCGCUGGCUCUCCUGUGCUGAGAAAUGCGGCAGCCGCAACACCUUCCCGUUGUGCCAUUCACAAACUCCAGUUCAGCACCAGUUCCGUGCGGUUCCUUCCUGCCGUUACCCAGCAUGCUCCACAUUUUAAAGGCACCGCAGUAGUCAAUGGGGAGUUUAAAGAGCUGAGCCUGGAAGACUAUAAGGGCAAAUACUUGGUUCUUUUCUUCUACCCUUUGGACUUCACUUUUGUGUGUCCCACUGAGAUUGUGGCUUUCAGUAACAAGGCAAAUGAAUUUCAUGAUGUAAACUGUGAGGUUGUGGCAGUGUCUGUGGAUUCUCACUUCUGUCACCUUGCAUGGACCAACACACCAAGAAAGAGUGGAGGACUGGGUCAGAUGAACAUCCCCCUGCUGUCUGACUUGAAUAAACAAAUCUCCCGUGAUUAUGGGGUUCUGCUGGAGACUCCGGGCAUUGCUCUAAGGGGGCUUUUUAUUAUUGAUCCCAAUGGAAUAAUCAAGCACAUGAGUGUGAAUGACCUUCCCGUUGGAAGGAGCGUAGAGGAGACCUUGCGACUAGUGAAGGCUUUUCAGUUUGUGGAGACGCACGGUGAAGUCUGUCCGGCCAACUGGACCCCUGACUCACCAACAAUAAAACCCAGUCCGGAAGGAUCCAAAGACUACUUUGAGAAAGUGCACUGACGCCCGGAAGGCUGUGAAUUCCCCAAUGAAAGUUCAUUCAGAUGAUUUGAGUUUCCAAUCAAGGCAAAUAAUAAUACAUUUUGUGUAGUUGAACAUCAAACCUUAGCUGCCCUGGCUAAUACCCAGAGAUCAAUGGCAUUGUCUAGGCCAAUGAUUCUGAUUUUCACUGGUCCAAAACCCUCUAAUUGAUCAAUGUGGAAUAUCCAGAAAUCCGGCCUUCUUUAAAGACACUGAAUAUAAAAGUAGCAGCCUGGGGCGCACGUGAGAACUGAUAUGCUAACAGCACUUAAUCUUUAGAAUAAAGGAUCAAUUCAA
This is a messenger RNA of Xenopus tropicalis (tropical clawed frog), 1052 nucleotides long. It is a transcript of the gene prdx3, whose product is annotated as peroxiredoxin 3. Gene Ontology annotation, biological process: cellular oxidant detoxification; cell redox homeostasis. Gene Ontology annotation, molecular function: antioxidant activity; oxidoreductase activity; peroxiredoxin activity. The record is from RefSeq and is marked provisional. NCBI's taxonomy places the organism in Eukaryota, Metazoa, Chordata, Amphibia, Anura, Pipidae.